GAUAGUCAAUUCCUGCCGCCGUACACCGCCAUAUUGUUUGCGGUAGUUCCGUGCUAGUUGGUCGAUUUGUACGUGGUCUCGUGACUGUUUCUAUCGUUCAGUGAGUUCCCUCGGGAAACUUUGCAAACAUUUCGCGUAAAAGCAACAUGAAGAAGACCAAGGACGUGUCGGACGAAGACGAAUAUUCUGCAGACGAUCCAGAAGAAAUGGAGGGGGCCUCUGAAGAAGAGUGGACUCCUGAGCCAGGAGUCGAGAGUGGUACUAAAAAGAGGCCUCAGAGGGAAGCUGCCAAAAAGCGGCAACAUUCCGAAGAAGAAGAGGAUGAAGAAGAAGAAGAGGAUGAGGAAGAAGAUGACGAAGAGGACGACGAAUCUGAUUCUGACACAGGAAAGAAACCUAAAAAGAAAAGACGAUCCAAGAAAGAAGAAGAUGAAGACGAAGAGGAUUCUGAUGACAACAGCUUCAAUGAGUCAUCCGGAGAAACACCAAAAGACUUUACUUCUGGUGCAUUUGUUGUCGCAAAAGCAGACAUUGGCGGAAGCACGGAACCAACGUUAUGGAGGAUAGAUGGAAAAGCGUUAUUACAAAAGUUUUUACCUUUUAAAGAAGAAGGGAAGACAUUGUACAAAAGCACAUCGACUUAUUCAGGAUGGUCGGUGAAUAACAAAGAUAAAUACUUGGCAGCACAAGUAACUUUCAAAGUUCAAAGUAGAACAGAAACAAUUGUUGAACUUCAUCUUGAUCAGCAACAGCAAGAAGUUGUAAAAGAAGAAAAAGAAGACUAAAUAUAAGAUCAAAAUUGAUCUUAUUUGUUUAUAUACAUUUUAAGGUAUGCUAAGAAAGAAUACAUCUACAUUCACAUGUACACAAUAAACACUACACAAGCAUAUUACGAAUACACAUAGAUGCAGUUUACAAAAUGA
Messenger RNA from Megalopta genalis, 923 nucleotides. Lineage: Eukaryota; Metazoa; Arthropoda; Insecta; Hymenoptera; Halictidae. The record is from RefSeq and is a predicted model, not a curated record.